UAUUGGAGUGUAAAUACGUUUUUCUGGGUAUUCAUUGCCUUGGUAGCGUCCUCUUGUAUCCGAUGCCACCUGUCUAUAUAGUGUAUGCCUUAUGGAAGUAAAAACAGUUCAUGCAACUGACUCAAGCUUCGAACGAAGUGCCAUGGUUCGUGAAAACUUUCUAAAGCCGCACUCUGCAAAAGCCAUCUCUUCUUCGCGUCGGUGUAGAAGCCAGAACUUGAUGUCAUCGCAUUUAACUUAGACAAAACCCCUCUCUUUGAAGGCUCCAGCCAGGCKGACUUCAGCUGUUGUGUUGUACUCCAGAAUCUUAUCUUCACGAUUCAACUGCAAGACAAUGGUGGACAUUGGCUACAUYGUUCUUACCACAUUUUUCUCCCUAGUGAUUACAAUCGGGAHGUUAGGYAACUUACUGGUCUGUCUUGUYGUUCUUCUUAACCGACCCAUGCGAACACCUAUGAACUAUCUCCUCGUCAACCUYGCUAUCUCCGACAUGAUACUUUUAAUCUUCUUCAGUCCUACGUUUGUCUUUGGUCAAGCUUUUAAGCAUCCUACAGGACAAGCUGGACACUACCUCUGUUUGUUUAUAACCGGUGAAACACUUGCAUGGAUGGGAGGAUAUGCUUCGUCGAUAUUUCUUCUCGCCAUAGCUAUAGAACGAUACUACGCUGUUGCAAACCCACAGAGCUAUGGCUUUAGUUUCAUCAAAAGACACCUCAAAUUCCUCGUAACACUGUGUUGGCUUUUCGCCUUAGCGUGGAAUGUCAAUGGAUUUGCUACUAAGUAUUAUGACGAAAAAUUAGGGGUUUGCAACAUGAAAUGGCCUGCAGAAUAUUCGUUUAAAGUGUAUGCAGCAUUGUCCUUCAUCACUGUUGGAUUUGUACCUUGUUUUACCAUGCUUAUUUUGUACUCAAGGGUUGUCUAUGCCUUGUGGUUUAAGAAGCAAAACCUGCGGACCAGUCACARUGAAGAACGGGACCGACUUCGGCGCAGGAAAGCCACUAAAAUGGUUCUUUCUGUCAGUAUCAUGUAUACACUUUGUUGGAUUCCUGAACUAACGAUUUUCAAUCUUGCAGCUUUUGCACCUCAUUUAACUCAGGGUAACCUGGCCUACCCUGCCUCUGUUGCUAUGGUUUCRCUAAAUUCAGCGUUCAACCCUUUAUUGUACAGUCUCCAUAACAACCAGUUUCGACGUCAUCUGAAACGUCUGUUGUGCUGUAGAAGUAGGGACAACUUACGGGUAUCUGAUGGUACAGCAACACAAGAUCAACCAGAARAAAAUAUUUAAUCUUUUAGAAACUAUCAGUUGUUGUUAUAAUGACGUCAUCAUCAUAAUGACYUUAAGUUUCAUGAUGACGUCAUUAACUUGAUAAAGAAGCCAAGAUAUCCUUUCCUUAAUUUUUGUGGUGGCAUCUUUAUCUUCUUAAUGGCGUCAUUAUGUGCUAAUCAAAGCAUAUAUUUUAAAUGACGUCAGUUUUCAUGUUGACGUCAUAACUCUCAUAAUGACGUUAUAACUGCAUGUUUACAACAGUAAUAAGCGGGUUUUCUCUCCCCCCCACUCGUAAUGAAGUGAACAUUCAAACCACAAACAGAUGUUGUAACCAUGGCAACUUCGGUGUUGGCUAUGGUACAUGACGUCAAUAACACGUAAGAAGGAUAAAAAAAUCUUGUACAUCA
Molecule: messenger RNA, 1674 nt
Organism: Actinia tenebrosa (Australian red waratah sea anemone)
Lineage: Eukaryota; Metazoa; Cnidaria; Anthozoa; Actiniaria; Actiniidae
Product: QRFP-like peptide receptor
Biological process (GO): G protein-coupled receptor signaling pathway
Cellular component (GO): membrane
Molecular function (GO): G protein-coupled receptor activity
Source: RefSeq, a predicted model, not a curated record